CCAGAGUACCGGACGCACAUUUUGAGGAACCUGCCGGCCGUUCGCGUCCUCUUCAGAUUUCGGCGAGCAGCGCAGCAACGAUAGAGCACGGACCAGUGACGCUUGAGAUCGGACCCGGACGAAGCUCGUCGCCGACGCCCAGCAGCGAUCCGGCUGCUCUAGAAGUUGACAGAAUGGAGAUAGCUUGCCAAUGAAGAAGAUAGGCGAUACACUCAUCCCGAAGGACGAGGAUGAAUAUGAUGAAGCCGAUAUUAAGAAGGCUCAAUUGAAUGCCACCGCCAUCAACUUCUUGUAUUGUGCUGUCAACGCCAACGAUUAUCAAAAGAUAUCUCGUUGCCAAACCGCCAAUCAAAUGUGGAACAAGCUCAUGAUCACAUACGAAAGUAUGCCUCAAGUUCGUGAAUCAAAAAUUGAUUUACUAACCCAUGAAUAUGAGUUAUUUGCUAUGAAAGAGAACAAACUUGUAGAGGACAUGUUUGGAAGAUUUUCAAACAUCGUCAACGACCUUGAUAUGCUUGGAAAGACACUUACCGACAAAGAGCUAGUGAGAAAAAUUCUGUGAAGUCUUACCAAGGAAUGGGAGUCGAAGGUUAACUCCAUUUACGAAGGCCGAGAUUACAACGUCAUCACAUACGACGGUCUUCGAGGUAACCUUAUCACUUACGAAACAAAUCAUCUUUCUCAUACUCUUGACGUUAAGAAGAGAACGGAAAUUGCUUUUAAAGCAUCAUCUUCUCAAAAAGUAGAGAUUGGUGAUUCGGAUUCGGAUAGUGAUAGCGGUAGUGAUUCUAGCACUUCCUGUGAUAUUUUGGUUGAAUGUUUUAAUGAAUUUUUGAAACAUGA
Cuscuta campestris is the source of this 843-nucleotide messenger RNA. NCBI's taxonomy places the organism in Eukaryota, Viridiplantae, Streptophyta, Magnoliopsida, Solanales, Convolvulaceae. The record is from the annotation of a GenBank genome assembly.